This is a messenger RNA of Hylaeus anthracinus, 835 nucleotides long. It is a transcript of the gene Pmvk, whose product is annotated as phosphomevalonate kinase. Gene Ontology annotation, biological process: cholesterol biosynthetic process; isopentenyl diphosphate biosynthetic process, mevalonate pathway. Lineage: Eukaryota; Metazoa; Arthropoda; Insecta; Hymenoptera; Colletidae. The transcript is spliced from 4 exons. Gene Ontology annotation, cellular component: cytoplasm. The record is from RefSeq and is a predicted model, not a curated record. Gene Ontology annotation, molecular function: phosphomevalonate kinase activity. The coding region runs from base 161 to 751 and encodes 196 amino acids.
UCGACGCUGACCUUUCUUGUCAACUAAGUUACGUAUUAAAGAAAAUUACAAAUUAAUAGUUUAGAUUUCAUAACUCUCGAACUAGAUGUACAGUGUUUUUAUACUCGCUCGUCAGACACGGCCAACUAAAUAACCGAUUUUCAAGUAACCCAAUUUCAACAUGGCGGCCGAAGAAGUUAAAGAAAAAAAUUCAUCAAAACCUCGAGUAAUUUUAUUAGUUAGUGGUAAAAGAAAAUCUGGCAAGGAUUUUAUUACAGACAUAUUACAAGAGAAAAUUGGUCCUGACAGUAGUGUCAUUAUAAAACUGUCAGGACCAAUCAAAUUUCAUUGGGCUAAAUCUUUGGACCUUGAUAUUGAUCAGUUACUAGGAGAUGGAAAAUACAAAGAAACUUAUCGCCUUGAAAUGGCUAAAUGGGGAGAAAAUAUAAGAAAGAAUGAUUAUGGUUACUUCUGUCGUGCAGCUAUAGACAUGUAUCAUGCAUACAGCAAACCAAUAUGGAUAGUAAGUGAUGUACGAAGAAAAACUGACAUACAAUGGUUUGUAGAAAAUUUUGGAGGCAUAUGCAAAACAAUUCAUAUUGUAUCAGAUGAUUUAAUUAGAGAGAAACGUGGUUGGACUUUUAUGCCAGGUAUCGAUGAUUCCGAAAGUGAAUGCGAUUUGGAUGAUGUCAAAUCAUGGGACUUGAAAGUAAUUAAUAAUGGUGACAAUGUAGAGUAUAUAUUGCAACAGAUAUUAGAACUAAUUAAUUAGCAAAGAAUAAAGUGUGUUAAACUUGAUAAAUUUAUAAUAAAUGAAUUGGUGAUAAUUAUUUAAUAAAACUUAUACUUGUUGAUA